AUGAGCAUCCGUUUCCGUCUUCCCGGUCCAGCGUAUAAGGUCUGCGCAGCACUGCUCGGAUGUUAUCCGAUCACAUUCUCAGCCGCAUUCUUCAUGAGUGCCAUCCCGAAAUCCGAUCAAUACCGAAUCAUUCAGACAGUAAGAGCUCUUUUCAUUUCGGUCCCUCUAUUCCAAUCAAAUGUCAUAGGUUUGCAGGAGUACCCGACGCUCGAGCAAAAUUUCCGUUCUCUGAAAGACUUCCAGCUGUACAUUAUGAAUUUUUGGAUGUCCGUUUACUUUUUUCUCGCAAUGUUCGGCUGUAUUCAAUCGGGAUUCACGAUCGGAAUAUCCGUGCUUCAAAUGAUUCGAACACUGCACGAAUUGAAGACGCUCAUAUCGAAGGCCACGUGGAACAAACACAAAGUGGCCGUUCGCAAUCUGAUAAUUCAGUUUCAAAGUUCGUUAGUCGGUAUUCUUCCCGCCGUCUCCAUUGCAUUUGUAGUGUUGAUACCGACAAAGUACUCGCAAGGUGAGCACAGUUCACAAAAAGCUCACAUGAUUUUUGAUUCGCUACAGUCGUAUCGUACAAUCUGACAAUGGUAGUCACUGUUCACUCGACAGUCAACGUGAUUGUCAUGUUGAUAACCUAUCCAGAGCUGCGGAAACAUGCGAAAUUCUGGAAACAACCGGAUGCGACAACGACUAUAAGGUUGAAAAAGAGCACGAGUUCACACUCAUCUCAUAGAUUUCUGAUCGUUUUCAGUGUGAGCGUCACUCAAAAUUCUCAACACCCAGUCCGCUCGAUGUCAAUGUAA
Molecule: messenger RNA, 794 nt
Organism: Caenorhabditis sp. 36 PRJEB53466
Lineage: Eukaryota; Metazoa; Nematoda; Chromadorea; Rhabditida; Rhabditidae
Source: the annotation of a GenBank genome assembly